AUGGGAAACGCUGUCCAGAGUCCGCGCGGCAGACACUACGGCUAUUCCAGCAUGCAGAGUGCAGGAGGCCUCGACUUGCCCCUGAACAUCCGCAAACCGCCUAUGUGCUGCGGAGGCGACAAACAUUCCGGGGCUCCUGAUCACGGAUACAGCGUCAUGUGCUGCCAAUCCAAUGGCAGACAAGUGGAGCAGUUUAAAUCCAGGGAGGAUGCGCUUACAGCGGCGCGCUACUACCGCGAGCGAAACUUCGAUUUGGCGCUGCACGCUUACAGCGCGGCGUUGGAUUUCGCAGCUCCGGGCGCCGCCUCCGGCGAGAGGGGCGACGCACAAACCUCCGAGGUUCUGGAGCUCAUGGGGCUGCCCAGGCGCGGGAAAAAUAUGAGCCUCAAGCUUCAGUCGUCCAUGGGAUGCUGCGAUGAUUGCAAUCGCGAUUCGUCUGUCGCUCAAGGCGACGCCAGCAGCAGUGCCUCGACGACGCUUUCUCAGGGAGGAGGUAGCAGCUCGCGUCUUCAGUCCGACGAUUUGCGGGAAAUUUCCCUGGACGAUUCAUCCCAGCGGGAGAAGUCCAAUCCCUGUGAGCACCUGCGGCUGCAAGCGGGCCUUGAGGCCGGCAGAUUCUUCGCGCGAAGCUCCAGCUCGCUCGCGUUGCAGGGCGCAGAAGAUCCCGCGGGCAUCAAGGCAUCCAACCUCUUGAGCGCGAAAAUCUGCGACGAAAUCGCACAAAUGUAUCUGACUCGCGGCGAGAAGGAAGAAGCCCUCCGGUAUUACAGCAGGGCCGUCUGCCUAGCGCCCGAGGCAGUCGUUUUCAUCUACAGACGCGGCGUUGUGCUCCAGCUCCUGGGUCGCGAAAAGGCUGCCAUCGAGGCGUUCAGACGCGCACUGGGCGUCAAUCCGAAUUACAAGGCAGCCCUUUUCAACCUGGGCACGUGCCUUAUGCGUCGCGACGACGGCCGCGACGAGGCCCUGAACAUUUUCCAGCGGCUCGCCGCCCUCGAACCCGCUGAUGAUCAGGUCUUGUCGCUUGUCGCCCACUGCUAUGAAAUGGACGGUCGGUACGAGGAAGCCCUGGCGUACAGACAGCGAGUUGUGCAACUCGAUCCGCAGAACUUCCGCGCAAACCGUGAGCUGAAGCAGCUGGAGCAGCAAAUGUCGAAGGAGGGCGACCAGCUCGGCGCGGCCAGACUGCGGAGAGCGGGAACGGUCAUGUGA
Besnoitia besnoiti is the source of this 1209-nucleotide messenger RNA. Its product is annotated as tetratricopeptide repeat-containing protein. The transcript has 3 exons. Gene Ontology annotation, molecular function: protein binding. Lineage: Eukaryota; Apicomplexa; Conoidasida; Eucoccidiorida; Sarcocystidae. The record is from RefSeq and is a predicted model, not a curated record. The coding region runs from base 1 to 1209 and encodes 402 amino acids.